AUAGCAUAUCGAUUCAAAUGAUUGGUGCUGUUGUUGGAUCACUUAUCUUUGGACAACUCAGCGAUUUAUAUGGAAGAAAACCGACUUUGUUAUUUGGUGUUACGGGAUGUAUUAUAUUUGGAUUGAUAUCAGCUUACUCAAAAGAUUUACUUACAGCUACCAUUUACCGUACCAUUAUUGGACUUUUUAAUGGUGGACAAAUAGCUGCUUUGUUUGUAUAUGUGGUAGAAAUGUUACCCAAAAGAGACCGUGUAUGGGUUACAACACUUAUUUCAUUUUCACCAAAUGUAAUAUUAUUAGCUACGAUGGCAUAUUAUAGCCAAAAUUGGCGACAAUUAGCAAUUGUCGUCAGUUUUUUGACAUCACCAGCUAUUCUUCUUUGCAUGUUU
Molecule: messenger RNA, 389 nt
Organism: Loa loa (African eye worm)
Lineage: Eukaryota; Metazoa; Nematoda; Chromadorea; Rhabditida; Onchocercidae
Exons: 3
Biological process (GO): transmembrane transport
Cellular component (GO): membrane
Molecular function (GO): transmembrane transporter activity
Source: RefSeq, a predicted model, not a curated record